CAGCAGCGGGGAGCCGGCGGGUGGCUGCGCCUCGGCGGGCUGUAGCGGCUGGAGGACCCGGGGACUGACUCUCGCUCCUCGACCCUGCGUCUGCUCUGCUGGAUCUGUGGCUUUUUUGGUGAGACCUUAAAGAAGUCCAAAAAGAGCGUGAGGCCAAACGGCAAGGUGCCAGGAUGCUAUGAGAUAGUGCCCCUGGCCCUGAAGAAGAAGAUGGCUGCAGAACUUUACCCUGCCAGCGCCAACACCAACAUCGCCAACAGCAACGCCGCCGCCACCGCUGCCAACAGCAAGAAGAACGCGCUGCAGCUCCAGCAGAGCGCCCAGCCGCCCCCGCCGCCCCAGCUCCAGAACCUCAACAACAACAACUUGGAGAGCGCCAACUGGCAGUCCUUCCACCCAACGCUGCGCGAGAGGAACGCGCUGAUGUUCAAUAACGAACUCAUGGCUGACGUCCACUUCAUCGUGGGCCCGCCAGGGGCAUCCAAGAAAGUUCCUGCCCAUAAGUAUGUUUUGGCAGUCGGUAGCUCUGUCUUCUACGCUAUGUUUUAUGGUGAUCUCGCAGAGGUCAAAUCCGAAAUCCAUAUACCAGAUGUGGAACCUGCAGCCUUUCUAAUCCUAUUAAAAUACAUGUAUAGUGAUGAAAUAGACCUGGAAGCUGACACAGUUCUGGCUACGCUGUAUGCUGCCAAGAAGUACAUCGUGCCAGCCCUAGCAAAGGCUUGCGUCAAUUUUCUGGAGACUAGUUUAGAGGCGAAGAACGCUUGCGUUCUGCUGUCUCAGAGCAGGCUCUUUGAGGAGCCAGAGCUGACACAGCGCUGCUGGGAGGUGAUUGAUGCUCAAGCAGAAAUGGCACUGAAGUCAGAAGGCUUCUGUGAGAUAGAUCAACAGACGCUAGAGAUCAUUGUAACCCGGGAGGCGCUAAACACCAAGGAAGUGGUAGUGUUCGAGGCCGUUCUCAACUGGGCAGAGGCUGAAUGCAAAAGGCAAGGGCUGCCGGUCACGCCACGCAACAAGAGGAAUGUAUUAGGAAAAGCGCUGUACUUGGUGCGGAUUCCCACUAUGACUCUAGAAGAGUUCGCCAACGGAGCUGCCCAGUCCGACAUCCUCACCCUUGAGGAAACUCACAACAUAUUCCUAUGGUACACAGCUGCAAACAAACCCAAACUUGAGUUUCCCCUGACGAAAAGGAAAGGACUUGUACCUCAGCGAUGCCAUCGAUUUCAGUCGUCCGCGUACCGCAGUAACCAGUGGAGGUACAGAGGGCGGUGUGACAGUAUUCAGUUUGCCGUAGACAAACGGAUAUUUAUAGCAGGACUGGGAUUGUAUGGGUCAAGUUGUGGCAAAGCUGAAUACAGUGUCAAAAUCGAACUGAAGCGCUUAGGAGUUGUCCUUGCUCAAAAUCUGACAAAGUUUACCUCCGACGGGUCCAGUAAUACUUUCUCUGUGUGGUUUGAACACCCUGUGCAGGUUGAGCAGGACACGUUUUACAAUGUAAGUGCUAUUCUCGACGGCAAUGAACUCAGCUACUUUGGGCAAGAGGGAAUGACUGAAGUGCAGUGUGGAAAAGUGACAUUCCAGUUCCAGUGCUCCUCGGACAGUACCAAUGGAACUGGAGUACAAGGAGGACAGAUACCUGAGCUCAUUUUCUAUGCAUGAUGCAUUUCACCUUGAUUGUAUUCCAAUACUGCAAUGAUGCACAUCAAGGGAUUUUCCAAUUUUACUACGAAACUGUACAGCAGUAUGGAAUGUUACGCUACUUACCUAUCUGCUACAUCAGCCUAUACAAAUAAGUGAAGGAAUGCUCUCGAAUUUAAUCUUAUUUUAUUUAUUCAUAAGCUAUUUGACUUAAUUAUGACUGCAAUGAGCAGAAAAAUGUUAAAUUUCGCACGAACUGUGCAUUUAUUUUGUAUAUAGAUAACUAACUUGCAGACUGCAGCUGACUUAAACAGAAUGUUCUAAACUAGAGCAGUUUACGAAUCUGUGAAAUAUAAAACAUUUUUACUUGCCCUAAA
Oxyura jamaicensis (ruddy duck) is the source of this 2012-nucleotide messenger RNA. It is a transcript of the gene BTBD6, whose product is annotated as BTB domain containing 6. The transcript is spliced from 5 exons. Gene Ontology annotation, molecular function: protein binding. The coding region runs from base 211 to 1656 and encodes 481 amino acids. Lineage: Eukaryota; Metazoa; Chordata; Aves; Anseriformes; Anatidae. The record is from RefSeq and is a predicted model, not a curated record. Gene Ontology annotation, cellular component: cytosol. Gene Ontology annotation, biological process: neurogenesis.